Paramormyrops kingsleyae is the source of this 5482-nucleotide messenger RNA. Its product is annotated as FMR1-interacting protein NUFIP2-like. NCBI's taxonomy places the organism in Eukaryota, Metazoa, Chordata, Actinopteri, Osteoglossiformes, Mormyridae. The record is from RefSeq and is a predicted model, not a curated record. Gene Ontology annotation, molecular function: RNA binding. Gene Ontology annotation, cellular component: cytoplasmic stress granule; nucleoplasm.
GGCAGCGCGGCAGCCUCCAUACUACGGGGAGCCCGAGGUGCACACUGCGCGGAGCCACACGGACUCCCGUCGCACUUCAAUGGAGGAGCGGCCUGGCGAGCGGCCAUCUGAGAAGCGGCACCAGCAUGGGAUCGAGCGCGGCCAGUGCGGACCCGGAAAGGCGCUGAAAGAUGCACAGAGUCGCUGCGAGCACCAGCACCAGGAAGCGCCGGCGAAGAAAGCAGGCAACGGAAAAGUACACGGCAGCCUGGCGGAGGCAAGGAGGACUGGCCCCACUAGUGAUGCUGCCAGCGUUCCCUAUGUCAGCUACAGCAAUGGUGCCCCACUGCGCAUAGAGGCAACUAUCCGGCCAGGGCACGUGGGGAGGGGAGCUGCGCCCCCCCCGGCGAAGACGGGGAGCCGAAGUGGCCCCCGAAACAACAGUAUGGAGUGCAAGAGAGACAAGGCCCCAGACGGUGGUGCUUACGAGCCCGCGGACAAAGAGUCUCCAUUUCUUGUGAACGGGGUUGUGGGGUUCACCCCAGGCUACAUGGGAAAUGGGUACCCUGGCAAUGAUGGGGGCAGCUCUGAGAGUGCUUAUGCCACGGCCAAGAAGCGGCAGGCCCGGUUUGAUGGUGCUAGGGGUACCGAGGCUGUCCAGCAGGGCGGCGCUGUCCCGGUUCACGAGUCUGAGCCUUCCAGCCCGGAACUGGGUGAAAGAGCCACAGGCCCGCGACCAGAGAAUGUCGGGGUGGUGGCAGGGGUGGCCAAGGUGGCCGGCGCCCCCUGCAGGAGGAACGAGGACGGGGUCUGUAGAGCUAAAGUCUCGCCAGUGGCAGCAGCGAAAGAAGAUUCCUGGACUCUGUUUAGGCCCCUUCCCGUUUUUCCCGUCGACAACAGCAGCGCUAAGAUCGUGCCCAAGAUCAGUUACGCAAGUAAAGUGAAGGAGAACCUCAACAAAGCGGCCCCCUCCGCCACGGAGACGCUGCCCCCGCAGGUCCCCAUGUCUGCUGUCAAAACAAUCCCAUCUGCCGGCUUGGCCAAUGGCCCCGUUUCCGGAGAUGGUCGCCCGUUCGUGACGGCGCAGCGUCUGCCCGCAGCGGCUUCACGUGGGGCUCCAGCCUCCUCUUACCUGAGGGACCCGAAUGUAGCAUCCUCCCUCGAUGGCGACGGUGGUGCCACCCCCACACCCUCGGGAGAGCAGCGAGAACCCAGUGUCGUUCUGAACCCCUUGACAGUUUCUGGUUUAGAUCUGGCGCCCCCUAGUGCCUUCCCAGAGGACCUCUCUGGGAGUCCAGCUGGCUGCCAGGCCCUGGGGGACAUAUUUCAGAACGAAUGGGGGCUGUCCUUUAUCAACGAGCCCAACGCCGGCCCCCGGGGGAGUCAGUCUGUCACGGACGCACUCUUUCAGGACAGGGUUCCGGCUGUGCCUGACCUGCGGGCCCCCGAAAAUACAUCCCUAUCUGACAUACGGACUAGCGGCCCGCCCCCUACUGGCGUGCCGAGAGAAAGUCCGUCUGUCAUUCCUGUAGCCAAAUGCUCAGCCCAGACACUGCCGUUGGGCUCCGACCCACACAGAACCAAUGCUGGUAGCCAGGGCGCGGUACCGCCUAGGGACAUUGGUGCUGGGCAACUCCAGGUGGACAAAGAGUCUGGGCAUGUUAAGGGCUCCUUUGAGAGGUGUAGCUGGAGGCUGUUUGACCUUAAAGCUGCUGUUAUGUAUCACACUAAAGAAAUUGGAAAUAUUUUGAAUCUGCUAAAACAAGAUCCACACAGAGUGCUGGUGUACGACGAAUCCCUGGACGGGCCGGCUCAGUGAGGCCCCUCCUCAGCUGACUGGCCCUGCCCCCCUUCAGCUGGCUCCGCCCCUUCUGCAAGUGGCCCCGCCCCGGCAGCCAAGUUCACCGCUUCUCAGAGCUAAAAUCGAUCACAAUCUUUACCCGCGGAGGCGUGGUGCGGGGGGGCUCGCUCCUUCCCGCAAAGAUGAACACCUGGGGACCCCCCCCUCCCCUGCGUCAUGAUGUACUUUGAGUGUGGCGGGGAUGUGCUGUUUUUAAUGUAGUGUUUCUCUGGAAUCCUGGUCAGCGGACGCCAUGACACGAACAGAAUACAAAACCGUGGACUUUCAGGGAAAUCUGUCUUACGUGGUGUAGCGUAAGGGAGCCCUUGAGAGGCGUCUGUCUGUCUGUCUUAACAUGCUUUGGGGGUCGGUGGUUGCUGUGGACCGUUUACAUCCCCAAAUACUGUCUGUAAAGGCACGUAUAGAAGUGUGACCCUGGAGCAGGACCAGAGAGGUCGUCCUGCAGGGCGCGCCGGUCCCUUUCCAGACACAGUGAUGGCUGCCAGCGGUUUGCCCUGGUCUGUUAGCCUUCACUGCAACUUUGCUGCACUAAUCGUUCCACAGUCGCUUUGUCAGUCAGGAUGCUCGUCGUCUAACGUGCAGGCGGGAAGACGGAUUGGCAUGGAGGUCCCCCGUGGCUGUGUAGGGGUUAUUUUUCUUUAGUUGGGAUACUCUGGGCUGGAGCUUUUUUUUUUUUGUUUGUUGAUUUUUUUUUUUUUGUGGCAGACUGAGCUGCCUUUGGUAUCAGGGUGGGGGGGGGUGGCUCAUGCGGACAGACAAUCGGGGCGGUCCGCCUCCAGCCCGCGGUGCCUUACGGGUCGGGAUGGACACCGUGCCGGCCCCCCGCGGCUCUCUGUGCCCUCGGGGCAUACGAUCCACCCCUCAGCGCUCUUCUGGCUUUCUGACUGGCUUUCAUUUUGCCUGCCCACCUCUGUUUGAUGUUUAAUCCAUUAGCACUUUACAUUCACCUUCUUUGUUCUUUAAAAGUACAAAUAUAUAACAUAAAUGUAACUAAUCCCUGCUAAGAAUGGGUUUGAGCUGUUUUUUUAUUUUUAUGGAGAUGUAUAUGUAAGAUUAACUCAGGUAAAAAUAGGAAAGCCAUGUUUUGACAGUGGUAUACGACGACGUUGUAUUGCCAAAAGUUUAAGUGGAAUCCCUUGAUAUUUUCCCAGUUCCGUUGUCCUGGCCCUGGUGAGCAGGUGCCUACAUGUCAUGUGUUUGAUAGCUGAAAUAUUCCAGCAACCUUGGCUGAAGGGCGCCACCUUGUGGUGGCGAAUGAGUGAGCCUCCUCAUAGCUGGCUCUCCAGUGCCAUGUAAGAGGCUCGCGUGUGGGUCGCCGCCUUGAUUACUGUGAGGGGAAAGUCGGAUCCCUCUCAUCGUCCAUCCGCUCUUCGCCCUGCUAUCCCCAUGGGCGUCCUUGUGUAAGAAAGUGCUUCCUCAUCGAGGUGUGCAUUUCCCCUUUAUGGCAGGAAAUUGACUGUCUGCGUCGUGGUUUGAAAUCUUCCGUCGGAUUUGCCGUUGUGUGGGUGGGCGUGGCCUGCUAUGAUUGACCUGUCCAUCAGCCAAUGAGCUUCGCACCGAUGGGCUGCCCUCUGGAGCUUUUAGCUGCUUUCCUUUGCUUCGUUUUUCAGGCGAAUUCUAAUCCUCCUGCCCCUGCUCUUGAGUGUGGGGGCAGCGGGUGCACUCUGGAUCCCUUUGGGGGCAGGGAUACAGAGAUACCCAGAUCCUCUGAUCACCAUAGCGAUGAGAUACAGAAAGGUGAUUCACUUAGCUCUGCUGCUCUUGUUAGCUGACGAAAGGCACUUAUUUUCUAUCGGGCUGUUAGACCGUGUCCCUGUAGGGGCUGGUCAGCCUGCAAGCCCGAAACAUCUGGAGGAUACUGGGCUUUUGUUGAUGUGUGAUUGGUAGGCUGGGCAGGGCCUUAAGCCACGGUGAUGACCACGAGGUGCCUCGGCUGCUGUGAUUGGCUGCCUUAAUCGAUGGGCGUGGUCACCUGGAGCUGAGGUCCCUUUCGGCCGGUCAGCCUGCGCAUGUUUACUGUUUGUUUGAUCUUGUGGGGCUAGCCCCGACCCCUGGCCGUGUGUGUGUGUGUGUGUGUGUGUGUGUGUGUUUACGUGUGGCUGCCACAAUAGCAAUAUGCAAUCUGCUCACACUGUUAAGCACCGUGUGGCAGCCAGCACAGAUUUCUCUUUUUAAAAGUUUAGAUUUUUUUUUCUCCCUUUUGAAGCUUCGCUCAUCACUCUCUCCAUCAUUCUCUUUGCUCUUCUUUAUCCAGACUAUUAACAAUGUCCAGUUGCUAUAAUGUGGGAGUUUCCAACAGAUACCCUUGCAUAAAUUCACUGAUAUUGGUCUUUCUUCCCCCCCCCCCACUUACUUUGCCUCAUAACUUGGCUUGUUUAGCGUUCAAUUUGCUUCUUCAGACAUGAAGGAUUUGGACAUGGCCUGCGUUCAUGUCGACGGUUCAGGCUGAAAUCUUCCAUUCCACUCCGAUCAGUUCAUGGUUGAUUCUAUCUUCCAUUGUGUUAGGCACUGUAUUAUUUUGAAUACCCUUAAUUUAUUUUAGAUGCACAGUAGUUUUAAGAUGGAAGAAUCCAUGUGUGUUAUUUAAGACCAUCGAUAUUUAUGUUUAAAGGUAAUUAACUCUAUUGAGUAGUCAGUGUUAAUGAUAGUUAACUUAACACUGUGUCUGGAGAAAAAAAAAUUACUGAUUUGCUUAAUUGUCUUCUCUUAAAUUUGUCGUGACUCCUGCUUACUGGGGCCCCAUACAGUCCACAUUUUUGCUCCCAGCUCAGAGGAAGCAAAAAAUGCAGACUGCCUAGGGGUCCCCAAGGACUGGGUUGAGAAACACUGACCUAGAGGCCUGAUACCCCACCUUUAAGUCCCCAAAGCACAGUUCUGGGGCUGUCUUGGCAUUGUAUUUAAUGUACGUGACACUAAUGAUGCCUGGAAGGGGCUGCACCACGUGGGCAUUGGCUGAAAGCUGAUUGGUGCCUGGAGUGCCCCUUCCCUGUCACUCACUGAUUCAAAAGGUAUCAUUGGCUAAUAAGUUUUGGCGCCUCUGUAUGAAUUAUGGCACCUCUUGUGCCCCCCCCCCACCUUAAAAAACAUCCUUGAUGUCUAGAGGUUUAGCCUCAGUGUGGUGUGGCGGUGCCAGUCCAUUGCUGGGGGGGCUCUUUAUGUUUUGGGUCUUGCAGACGGCGGAUACACAGUGUCCGUGGGGGGGGUGAUGGACGCCCGUGUGACUGACCCUGAAUCCUGAGGUGCUGCUGCUUUUCCCCAUUAGCGGUCUCGUGUGAAAUGUGAACGCAUGUCAUCUCCACCUCUCUCUUCCUGUUCUUCGCUUCCGGCACCUUCCGAGUGGACCUGAACACACCAAUGUUUCACUGACAUCCACGACAUGGGAAGACCAGCUUCUGUGCACCGUGUGGUGAAGGUGGCUUCCAGAAUGUUCCUGCCCCCCCCCCCUUGCUGAGUGUCCCCCCCUCCAGCAGAAGGGCCUUUCUGCAGCAGUCUGCUGUGAGAUCCUCACGCUGUGCUGUAAAGUUGCGGCCUCAGCAUAGUUCAGUCCCAUGACAUGCAAGCCCAUGUUAUAAAUGAAACUAGUAAUAUUUUAAUAAUUUUAUUUCAUUGUACUCAUUAAAUUGUUCGAGAAUUUAUUUAAAA